UGUGAUAGAUUUUGAACACUUCUGUUUGUAUGUUGUUCUUUUGACGCGUCCAACACAGUUGCCUUCCUUCAAAUGUAAGCUAAAAUCCUAAUUAAAAAGCACACCACUUUUUACAUGCAAAACUACAGCUUUAUCUUCUUUUCUUGGAUCUUUUGAAAUAUAUUUCUCAUGUCUCCCUUGUUGUUUUCAACUGCAAUAACCUUCCUUUUGUUCUUCCCUUGGGUUUCAUCUGUUGAAUUCGUUUACAAUACCAACUUCAACUCCACCAAUCUCUUGACUUUUGGUGAUGCUACCAUUGAUUCUUCCAUCCUCUCCAUCACAAACGGGACUUUCUCUAUUGGUCGUGCUUUGUACCCUUCGAAGAUCCCAGUGAAGUCAUCAUCAAAUUCAUCAAAGUUACUUCCUUUCUAUACUUCUUUCGUUUUCUCCAUUGCCCCUCUCAAGGGUUUUCUCCCAGGUCAUGGAUUUGCUUUUGCCUUCUUGCCUACUGCUGGUAUAGCUGGUGCCAGUUCGUCUCAGAAUCUGGGUCUUUUCAACUUUUCCAACAAUGGUAAUCCCAAUAGCAGUGUCUUUGGUGUCGAGUUUGAUGUGUUUGCAAACCAAGAAUUUGAUGAUAUCAACGAUAAUCAUGUGGGUGUUGAUGUGAACUCCUUGAAAUCUGUUGCUUCAAGUCCUACAGGGUUUUGGGGAGGGAGUGAAGGUGAUAAGUUGAAGGAAUUGAAGCUUAAUAAUGGUGUGAAUUAUCAAGUCUGGGUUGAUUAUGAAGAUUCUAUUUUAAAUGUUACUAUGGCGAAAGUGGGGGAUAAAAGGCCUAUAAGGCCUUUGAUAAGUGUAUUUGUGAACCUUUCUACUGUUUUUCUUGAUGAAAUGCAUGUAGGAUUUGCUGGAGCAACAGGCCAGUUGGUUGAGAGUCAUAGGAUUCUGGCUUGGAGCUUUAGUAAUUCGAAUCCCUCAAUCGGUAAUGCUUUGGUCACUACUAAUUUGCCUUCAUUUGUGCCACCAAAGGAUCCUGUGUUUGAAUCAACAGGGUUCAUAGUUGGAGUUACCAUUGGGGCUGUCUUGCUUGUUAGCUUUUGCAUUGCAAUGUACUUUCUUUUGGUUAGAUUUAGAAGGAAAAGAAACUGUAAGAAAGAUGAUAUUGAAACUUGGGAAUUGGAGUAUUGGCCUCACAGGAUUGGUUAUCAAGAGAUCUAUGCAGCAACAAAGGCAUUUUCAGAUGAAAAUGUGAUUGGUUCUGGAGGUAAUGGGAAUGUCUAUAAAGGGGUAUUGAAAGAAGGACAAGAAGUUGCAGUGAAGAAAAUUUCCCAUGAAAGUGAGCAUGGGAUUACAGAGUUUUUGGCUGAGGUUUCAAGUCUAGGGAGAUUGAAGCAUAGAAAUUUGGUGGGAUUGAGAGGUUGGUCUAGGAACGAUAAAGGGAGCUUGAUUUUGGUCUACGAUUACAUGGAGAAUGGGAGCGUCGAUAAGAGAAUUUUCGACUGUCAUGAGGACUCAAUGUUGAGUUGGGAUAAGAGGGUUAAAGUCUUGAAAGAUGUAGCUUCUGCAAUCUGGUAUUUGCAUGAGGGUUGGGAAGCUAAGGUCUUGCAUAGGGACAUUAAAGCAAGCAAUGUCUUACUCGACAAGUAUAUGAAUGCCAGGUUAAGCGAUUUCGGAUUAGCACGUACACAUCAUCAGAGUGAACUGGCUAGCACUACUCGAGUGGUUGGAACCAUAGGAUACAUGGCACCAGAAUUGAUUAAAACUGGACGUGCUUCCACUCAAACAGAUGUGUUCUGUUUUGGAGUGUUGGUGUUGGAGAUAGUAUGUGGACGGAGGCCAAUUGAAGAAGGGAAGCCGAGUUUAAUUGAUUGGACAUGGAGGUUAAUGGAGAGACAAGAACUGGUUUCAGCUCUAGAUGAUAGGCUAAAAGGAAAGGGUGGUCACAGCAAUGAGGAAGUAGAGAGGCUAAUGCAACUAGGAUUGUUGUGUGCUCAUCCAGAAGCUCAUGUUAGGCCAACGAUGAGGCAAGUAAUGAAGCUGUUAGAGGUAAGACAUGAGGGUGCUGCUGAAUCUGAAGGAGAAGGCAUGGAAUUAAAUCUACUACACAGAUUGAGAAGUACAACAACAAUGUGGGGGAGUUUCAGUGGUAGGGAACAUCCUACAUUCAAUGAAAUUAAGAGGAACAUGUCUUCUUCCAUGUCCAUGAGCAACUCGGACGUCAUCCUAGACGGGCGAUAACAGCUUUAAGCGGUGGUGAUCAUUUCGAUUUUGAUAACAUUGCUUUGCAUACUUGCGUCGCGUUUGUGAUUAGUGAAGUGUGUUCUUUUCCAUUGAUAUUAUGGGAAGCGGUGCAUAAUUUAGGAAGGGAAACAACAGAUAUAUAGAUAAAAGUUGCUUCACAAUCUCAACCAAGUUGUACAAAGCUUGCAAUGAUUCAACAUUGAAAUUACAACAUAUGAUUUUGUUAGCA
Messenger RNA from Gossypium raimondii (Peruvian cotton), 2446 nucleotides. RefSeq names its product probable L-type lectin-domain containing receptor kinase VII.2. Gene Ontology annotation, cellular component: plasma membrane. Gene Ontology annotation, biological process: protein phosphorylation. The record is from RefSeq and is a predicted model, not a curated record. The coding region runs from base 169 to 2214 and encodes 681 amino acids. Gene Ontology annotation, molecular function: ATP binding; carbohydrate binding; protein kinase activity. NCBI's taxonomy places the organism in Eukaryota, Viridiplantae, Streptophyta, Magnoliopsida, Malvales, Malvaceae. The transcript has a single exon.